This is a messenger RNA of Hippocampus comes (tiger tail seahorse), 4700 nucleotides long. RefSeq names its product solute carrier family 26 member 2 (gene slc26a2). The transcript is spliced from 4 exons. Gene Ontology annotation, cellular component: membrane. The coding region runs from base 124 to 2244 and encodes 706 amino acids. The record is from RefSeq and is a predicted model, not a curated record. Gene Ontology annotation, molecular function: secondary active sulfate transmembrane transporter activity. NCBI's taxonomy places the organism in Eukaryota, Metazoa, Chordata, Actinopteri, Syngnathiformes, Syngnathidae. Gene Ontology annotation, biological process: sulfate transmembrane transport.
GUUGCCCUCACGCAGCGGUGCUUCUGCAGUACAUGAAAUAGAAACGGAAUGGAAUAAUUAAGAAAACAGCCAUCUUCUCUGAACGCCGUUUGCGAAUAAUUCCAGGAGAGAUCAGACAGCUUGAUGAUGCCUCAUGAAGAUGCCUGCUGCACGGCAUCUGGGGACAGGACCAAGAAUGAGCAUUAUGAGCCGCUCAUCCUGGAGAGAGUGCCAGAAGAAGGAGGACAAAGCUGCCAGGUGGUGUUGUCACGCUACUUCAGGGAACACUGCUCCUGCUCACCACAAAAGAUCAAGUCCAAAAUCCUGGGCUUUGUCCCCAUCCUGAGAUGGCUGCCGCAGUACCAGCUCCGAGACUGGCUACUUGGGGAUGUCAUGUCAGGACUCAUCGUUGGAAUCCUAUUGGUUCCCCAGUCUAUUGCUUACUCCUUAUUGGCCGGCCAGGAUCCCAUCUAUGGGCUCUACACCUCCUUCUUCUCCUCCAUCAUCUACACGCUGCUGGGCACCUCCAAACACAUCUCUGUGGGAAUUUUCGGUGUGCUGUGCCUGCUAGUGGGUCAGGUAGUGGACCGAGAGUUGGCGGUGGCGGGAUACCUUGUGGACGGCGGCGUUGGCGGCAAUGGCAGUGCCAACCUGAGGGGCAGCAAUAAUAGCAUGGUGGAGGCAUGUGACAGGAGCUGCUAUGCGAUAACCGUGGGAGCAACUGUCACUUUCAUCGCGGGGGUUUACCAAGUGCUGAUGGCUAUCUUCCAAGUAGGCUUUGUGUCCGUCUACCUGUCAAACUCACUGCUCAGCGGCUUUGCUACGGGAGCCUCGCUCACCAUCCUCACCUCCCAAGUCAAGUACAUGCUGGGUCUAAAGAUCACCCGGCCGCAGGGCUGGUUCACGUUCUUCAAGACCUGGUUCAGUUUGCUGGCCAACCUGGGAAAGAGCAACCUGUGCGACCUGAUCACCAGUCUGGUGUGCCUGCUGCUGCUGCUGCCCACCAAGGAGCUCAACGACCACUACAAAGCCAAGCUGAAGGCUCCGAUUCCCUUUGAGCUGUUUGUCGUCAUCAUUGCAACGCUGGCAUCUCAUUUCGGCCGCUUCAACGAAGACUACGGCUCAGACGUAGCAGGCGAAAUCCCAACGGGCUUCCUGCCGCCACAGCUGCCGGCGUGGUCACUCAUCCCCAGCGUGGCGAUGGACGCCUUCUCUAUUGCACUAGUGGGCUUCGCUAUCACCGUGUCGCUAUCGGAGAUGUUUGCCAAAAAGCACGGCUACCGUGUCGAUGCCAACCAGGAGAUGUACGCCAUCGGCUUCUGCAACAUCCUGCCGUCCUUCUUCCGUUGCUUCACCACCAGCGCUGCGCUGACAAAGACACUGGUCAAGGAGUCGACGGGCUGCCAGACGCAGGUAUCAGGCCUGGUGAGUGCCGUGGUGCUGCUGCUGGUGCUGCUGGUCAUCGCUCCGCUCUUUUAUUCCCUUCAGAAGUGCGUGUUGGCUGUCAUCAUCGUGGUUAACCUUCGUGGCGCCCUACGCAAGUUCGCCGACGUCCCCAGCAUGUGGCACACUAACCGCAUAGACGCCGCCAUCUGGCUUAUCACCAUGGCCACCUCGGCGCUGAUCAACACGGAGCUGGGCCUCCUGGUGGGCAUCCUGGUGUCCGCCUUCAGUGUCCUGGGCCGGACGCAGCGGGCUCAGGCGCAGGAGCUGGGCCGGACCUCCGACAGGGACCACUAUGAGGUGCUGUCAGCGUACAGCGGCCUCCACGCUCACUCGGGCGUGGCCGUCUUCAGGUAUCCAGCACCCAUCUACUAUGCCAAUCAGAGUUUGUUCAAGAAGUCUUUGUACCGAUGUGCGGGACUCGACCCGGUAAAGGAGAAGUCACGGCGCAUCAAGUUUGAGAAGAAGCUCAAACGGCAGAACACCGAGCCAGAACUCCCUUGCAAAGAGGACGGCGAGGGCACCGCCAGCAUCACAUUGUCGCUGGACCAGAAACCUUUACGCAACUUAGUCCUGGACUGCAGCGCUGUCUUCUUCCUGGACAGCGCUGGCGUCAACGCCCUGAAGGAAGUGCACAGUGAUUACGCUGAGCUGGGGGUAGCGGUGGUCCUGGCUCAGUGCAACACGGCCGUGCUGGACGCCCUCCAUCGAGGUGGGUACUUCUCGGAAAAAAAGGGAGAAGAUGACCGCCUGACCUUCUUCACCAUUGCAGACGCCGUCCAUCACCUGCAGCGUGCGUUCGUGCCAAACGGCACAUGUUGAGAUUUACUGAGCCGAUAUCUUUAUGAAAACAAGUUGUGCCUUGUUAUGAUGAUGAUGAUGAUGGUUACUGAUUGUGCCUUCUCGGGCUGGGUUUACUCUGCAGGUCUCUGACUGUAAUGCAAUCGUUUCUGCCAGCUCGUCCUAACUGCCAUCUUGCAUGCUAAAAAUAAACACACCUAUCUCAAGUAAUCAAAAACAUCUUAUUGAGCGACCACCACCCCUUCCCCCCCUCAGGGAUAUCUGAUUUCAUGUUUUGUUUUGUAUUGACGCUGUCAUGAAGUGUUUCCAAAUUACAUGAAUCUUGUGGUGUAUAUUCUAUUGGCGGUUUCAGGGUUAAAAAGUGGAAACGACUUAGUUGACUAGGUAAGGUUACUGGUUUCAAGGUAUGCCAUGGUUUUAAAAAAGCUUUCCAUCAUAUGUUGUUGGUGCAAGAUGUCUGUUUACAAAUGGACCUAUGGAAAAUGUUUAAUGGGAAAAAGUUACCUACCCAAACACUUUAAAGUCAUACAUUAUGCGCUUGUAGAUCAAUAAUUACAAUAUCUUGAAACGUAUAUAUUUGCUCAUGGUUCUCAUACAGUCAGAAUCUGAUACUUGCUCGUGCUCACUAUGGGCGAGUUUUGCUUUUUUGGAGACAUACUGUACAUAAUUGUUCGUAACCUCCAGUCUACAAGGGAGGCAACUUUUUCUGGAAGUUUAUGUUGUUGUUACUGAAAUGACACCGUGGUGCAUUGCCAAAGUUUUAUGUCAAAGCCAGCGUAGCACAAGAGACAAGUUACUGACAUCCAAAUGACUGACACACAGAAGUAGCAAGAUGUAAUUUAUUUUUAUUCCACGUUGACACAGUCAUUAGCAGGCGUUCCCUCAUCUGUUCAGCAGCCAAUGUUCUAUUUCUCCGUCUGUGUGUUUGUCAAGGGUGAUGCACUUGCCAAACAACCACAGUGCUGAGCAAAGUUCACCCUCCCUCCCCCAAAAAAGGAGAGGUGUUUUUUUUCUAUAUAUUUAUUUCAAAAGCAAAGUCCAAAAUGUAGAGCUGAAAGCUUAAUAUACUGUCAAAAUGAAAACUUGUUCUCAGGUAAAGCUACUAGUAUCUAUGCAGAACUGUAGUUUGUGGUUUUAUGUUUUUCUUUUUUUAAACGUAUGUGAUCCAAAUGGUAAACACCGUUCUUAUCCAGUCACUGUUGGGAAAGUCUAAGACUGUCUUGUGCAGGGGCAAGAGCCUUAUUGAUUGUUGUUGGGUUUUUUUUCCCACAAUCCAAGCUGCUUAAUGCAGCUGAUAUAAAAGGUAAAAAGAGUCCAUUUACAUUUGUGUCACCAAUUAGAAAGAUUUUAUUUUAGCAUUACUGAGCUAUGUUGUUAGGAGGUAGCAAUGUCAAAAACAGGAAUACCGUCCACUUCCAACGGUCAAGGUUACACUGGGAAACAGUUUUUGUUGAGUUAGGUGUAACAGCUGUUUUUAACAGUUUUUUUGGGGUGCAGAAUCCAAAGCUGAUCUCAGUUUUUCUCUGUCAUGUCAAGUUUUUUAGCUGUAGAACCCCAUUUUUAAAAUAUAUUAAAUAGAUAUGUGUGUACGUAAAUAAAACACCGAGCUGGAAUAGUUACAAACUUUGAAAACUAACAAACAUCAUGAAAUGAAAUAGAAUUGACAAUGUUCUGCCCAAGGUUACAAUGUUAAGCGAAAAGCCGGCACUAAUCCUCAAUGCAAGCUUUGUUUUGAGGAUAUCGGAAGUACUGACCGAUUGGGAGCUGCACACUCCUCUCACUGCACUACCUCAAUUUUGACUGCACAAACAAAUUGCUGCAUAGCUGUUGAUGAGUCCAAUCGUCAUAAGCAGGCAAGUCUUGGUACAGCUAAUCAGUGGAAUGUUGCUUAUCUGGUCAACUGUGCAGAAAAAAAAAACAAAACUUGACAUGCUAGGAAAAAAAAUGGAAUUAGCAUGCCACAGCAUAAAAGUCCAACUCAACAGAAUUUAUCUUUCAAAUUGUUCCCCUGUGUUAUGAUCUUGUUGGAGCAGGUCCUAAUUGGAUUUGAACUAUGCUUGGCAACUGGCUUUAACAGUGGUGUGAAAAAUUGUUUCUUCUGUCCACUCCCAGCUACAAUUAUGCUGGAGUCCUUUUGAUUUCGAUUUUGUAUGAUGUCCAAUUCACAAUGCUGGAGGCUAUGAAUUGAUCUUGUCAUUAUUUUGUUCAGAACUAUUCACACUCAUGUUCACAGCCUUGAAUACAUGUUCUUUGCACGUUUUCACAAGCACUUGAUGGGCGUUCACCAACUGACACAGGUGACACCGACAUCAUAACAAUCAUGUUUUUUCAAAGCCAAAAUCUUUUGAUGUGUCCAAAAAUGAAAAGUGUGUAAAAAUGGAUUCACGUAGACAGUAGUAACAAGUGCCUUUGAUGUCAUUGUAAUAAUGUAUCAUCAUAUUUGCUUUAUGCCUUAAUAAAAUGCACAUGCUAUUGUU